CUCUCAGGGUCUGCCGGCGGCGCGAGCCGCGGCUCCUGCGCCAAGGAUCGGCCUGCUUGGGCGCGCGUGCGCGCUAGUGUCGGCGCGCGCGGCCCCUCUGAGACGCACGCGGCCCCGCGCCCCGUCGCUUCUCCCUCAGUCGAUGGUUUCGCUGCCGCCGCCGCCGCCGCCCCUCAGCGUGAGGCGAAGGCGCCUCCUCGGCCUCUCCCGCCGCCGCCCCCCGCCCGCCGCCCGGCCUUCCUCUUCGUCCCUCGCGGCGACCGGGUGAAGGAAGGCAGGAAGGGCGAGCGAGCGAGCGAGGAGGGAGGGAGGAACAUGGCGCCGCCUCCUCCACCCUCGCCGCCGCCGCUUCGGGUCCUCGUCCGCCCCGCCCCGAGAGCCCGGCCUGGCCCGGCCCCGCCGCCCCCGACCCGGAAAAAUGCUGAGCAUCCAGUUGUGAGGAUCAGUGACAACUGAGCUGCUGGUGGCCACCAAGAGUGGGAACAGUUGUCUUUGCUGUGCUAAUCGUCCUUAAUCUGAACUGCCAGUAGUACCCCUCAGCAUUUUGAGGUUGCCCAGGAGAACCCUGAUAGCCUAAGAAGCAGCCCCGCGCAGAACAGGAUGUUUGGACGAUGAUGAUGGCAAGGAAGCAAGAUGUCCGCAUUCCCACCUACAACAUCAGUGUGGUGGGUUUGUCCGGGACUGAGAAGGAGAAAGGCCAGUGCGGUAUCGGGAAGUCCUGCCUCUGCAAUCGGUUUGUGCGGCCGAGAGCAGACGACUUCCACUUGGACCAUACCUCCGUUCUCAGCACCAGUGACUUUGGAGGACGGGUGGUUAACAAUGACCACUUCCUGUAUUGGGGAGAAGUGGUGCGCUCUCUGGAGGACUGUGUGGAAUGUAAAAUGCACGUUGUGGAACAGACAGAAUUUAUUGACGACCAGACUUUCCAGCCGCACCGCAGCACCGCCCUGCAGCCCUACAUUAAGAGGGCCGCGGCGACCAAGCUGGCCUCCGCCGAAAAGCUCAUGUACUUUUGCACCGAUCAGCUCGGCCUGGAGCAGGACUUUGAGCAGAAGCAGAUGCCCGACGGGAAGCUCCUGGUAGACGGCUUUCUCCUCUGCAUCGACGUCAGCAGAGGCAUGAACAGGAACUUUGACGAGCAGCUCAAGUUUGUCUCCAACCUCUACAAUCAACUCACCAAGACGAAAAAGCCCACGGUGGUGGUCCUGACGAAGUGCGACGAAGGGGUGGAGCGGUACAUUCGAGAUGCACACACUUUUGUCUUCAGCAAAAAGAACCUUCAGGUGGUGGAGACCUCGGCCAGAUCCAACGUGAACGUUGACUUGGCUUUCAGCACGUUGGUGCAGCUGAUCGACAAAAGCAGGGGAAAGACUAAGAUUAUCCCAUAUUUCGAGGCUUUGAAACAGCAGAGCCAACAGAUUGCUGCAGCAAAGGAUAAGUAUGAGUGGCUGGUCAGCCGUAUUGUUAAAAACCACAACGAAACUUGGUCCAACGUCUCACGAAAGAUGCAAUCCUCUCCGGAAUAUCAGGAUUAUGUCUACCUGGAAGGGACCCAGAAAGCAAAGAAACUUUUCUUACAGCACAUCUUUCGCCUCAAGCAGGAGCAUAUCGAGCGGAGGAAAAAGAUGUACCUGGCUAUGUUGCCUCUUGCCUUUGAUGCUCUGAUUCCAAACCUGGAUGAAAUCAACCACUUGAGUUGCAUCAAAGUGGAGAAGCUGCUGGAGACCAAGCCAGACUUCUUAAAGUGGUUUGUCGUGCUUGAGGAGACGCCCUGGGAUGCCACCAGCCACAUCGACAACAUGGAGAACGACCGCAUUCCGUUUGAUGUGAUGGACACCUUGCCUGCCCAGCAGCUCUACGAGACCCACCUGGAAAACCUGAGGAAUGAGAGGAAGAGGGCAGAAAUGAGAAGGGCUUUCAAAGAGAAUCUGGAGACGUCCCCUUUCAUAACCCCGGGAAAACCUUGGGAAGAAGCUCGCAGUUUCAUCAUGAAUGAGGAUUUUUACAUGUGGCUAGAAGAAUCUGUGUACAUGGACAUUUACAGUCGGCACCAGAAACAAAUUAUCGAGAAGGCCAAGGAGGACUUCCAGGAACUGCUCCUCGAGUAUUCAGAACUCUUUUAUGAGUUGGAGCUCGAUGCCAAACCCAGCAAAGAAAAAAUGGGGGUCAUCCAGGACGUCUUGGGGGAAGAGCAGAGAUUUAAAGCGUUGCAAAAACUGCAGGCUGAACGAGACGCCCUGAUCUUGAAACAUAUUCACUUUGUCUACCAUCCCACCAAGGACACUUGUCCCAGCUGCCCAGCUUGCGUAGAUGCUAAAAUAGAGCACUUAAUAAGUUCCAGAUUUAUCAGGCCUUCGGAUCGCAAUCAGAAAAACUUGCUUUCUGACUCCAACAUCGACCGCAUCAACUUAGUCAUUCUUGGGAAAGAUGGACUUGCUCGUGAGCUGGCCAAUGAGAUCCGAGCUCUUUGCACGAACGAUGACAAGUACGUGAUAGACGGGAAAAUGUACGAGCUCUCCUUGAGACCCAUCGAGGGUAACGUGCGGCUCCCGGUUAAUUCUUUCCAGACGCCAACCUUCCAGCCCCACGGCUGCCUCUGCCUUUAUAACUCUAAGGAAUCUUUAUCUUACGUUGUGGAGAGCAUUGAGAAGAGUAGAGAGUCCACCCUCAGCCGAAGGGACAAUCACUUAGCUCACCUUCCCCUCACCCUAAUUCUGGUGAACAAGAGAGGGGACACCAGUGGAGAAACACUACACAGUUUAAUACAGCAAGGGCAACAGAUUGCGAGUAAAUUGCAGUGCGUGUUCCUCGACCCGGCUUCCACCGGCAUAGGAUAUGGGCGCAACAUUAACGAAAAGCAGAUCAGCCAAGUCCUGAAAGGCUUGCUGGAUUCUAAGCGCAACUUAAACCUGAUGAGCUCAACCGCAAGCCUUAAAGAUCUGGCCGACAUCGACCUCCGGAUCGUCAUGUGCUUGUUGUGCGGAGAUCCUUUUAACGCUGACGAUAUCCUUCUCCCCAUUCUUCAGUCCCAAUCCUGCCGGCCUUCCCCGUCUGGAAGCAGCAAUUCCGUGUUACUUGAAUACCCCAUCGGACCCCACAAGAGGCGCAUAGAACUCUCCUUGCUGUCUUUCCACUCCGCCUUUAGCAUUCGCAAAAGCUGGCUGGUCCACGGUUACAUUUUGUUUUACUCCGCCAAGCGCAAGGCAUCUCUGGCUAUGCUGCGUGCCUUUCUUUGCGAAGUGCAGGACAUUAUCCCCGUUCAGAUUGUGGCGCUCACGGAGGGCUCCAUCGACGUUCUAGACAACGAUCUGAGUCGAGAACAGCUCACGGAAGGGGAGGAAAUCGCCCAGGACAUCGAAGGGAAAUUCACAAGCAUGCCCUGCAGCCAGCCUCAACACAAGCUGGAGAUUUUCCACUUGUUCUUCAAAGAUGUGGUGGAGAGGAAGAACAUCAUCGAGGCGACCCACAUGUACGACAACGCGGCGGAAGCCUGCAGCACCACGGAAGAAGUGUUCAACUCUCCCCGGGCCGGCUCCCCUCUUUGCAACUCCAACCUGCAGGAUUCUGAAGAAGACAUCGAGCCUCCCAGCUACAGCCCUUUCAGAGACGACGGCACCAUGGCCACCUUGUCCAAAGACCUUUCCAAGCUCUCCAUGGAACUGGAGGGCAACGAUGGGCUUUCGGUCUUCUCUGUGAUGAGCACUUUCGAAAGCAAACUGAACAACAAAGUACCUCCACCCGUGAAACCAAAGCCCGCUGUCCAUUUUGAUAUCACCAAGGGAGAUCUCGCUUACUUGGAGCAAGGACACCGAGACGGACAACGGAAACCGGUCUCCUCCAGUAGCUGGCCACCUACCGACGGCUUUGACCCUUCGGAUUAUGCCGAGCCCAUGGACGCCGUGGUCAAGCCCAGGAACGAGGAGGAGAACAUCUACUCUGUGCCUCACGACAGCACCCAAGGCAAAAUCAUCACCAUUCGGAACAUCAACAAAACCCAGUCCAACGGCAGCGGCAACGGGUCAGACAGCGAAAUGGACACCAGCUCCUUAGAGCGGGGGCGCAAGGUGUCGCUAACUAGCAAGCCGGUGCUGUAUCGAACCCGAUGCACGAGACUUGGGCGAUUUGCCAGUUUCAGGACCAGUUUCAGUAUAGGGAGCGAUGAUGAGUUGGGGCCGAUUAGGAAGAAAGAAGAGGACCAGACGUCCCAAGGCUAUAAAGGAGAUAACGCUGUAAUUCCCUACGAGACUACUGAUGAAGACCCCAGGAAAAGAAAUAUCUUGCGUAGCUUGAGGAGGACCACCAAGAAACCAAAGCCUAAGCCUCGACCAUCUAUCACAAAGACUACAUGGGAGAGCAACUAUUUUGGGGUGCCUUUGACCACUGUAGUGACCCCAGAGAAGCCCAUCCCCAUUUUUAUUGAGAGAUGCAUUGAAUACAUUGAAGCAACAGGGUUGAGUACCGAAGGGAUCUACCGGGUGAGUGGAAACAAAUCUGAAAUGGAAAGUUUACAGCGGCAAUUUGACCAAGAUCAUAACCUGGACUUUGCUGAGAAGGAUUUCACUGUGAAUGCUGUAGCUGGAGCCAUGAAGAGCUUCUUCUCAGAGCUGCCGGAACCCCUGGUGCCCUACAACAUGCAGAUCGAGCUGGUGGAGGCCCACAAGAUUAACGACCGGGAGCAGAAGCUGCACGCCCUUAAAGAGGUGCUGAAGAAAUUCCCCAAGGAGAACCACGAGGUCUUCAGAUAUGUGAUCUCUCAUUUGAACAAAGUGAGCCACAACAACCGCACCAACCUGAUGACCAGCGAGAACCUCUCCAUCUGCUUCUGGCCCACCCUGAUGCGGCCCGACUUCAGCACCAUGGACGCCCUGACCGCCACCCGCAUCUACCAGACAAUCAUCGAACUCUUCAUCCAGCAGUGCGCUUUCUUCUUCUACAGCCGGCCCAUCGCCGAGCUCCCCGGCGCCACCCCCAACUCCCCCUCGGCCCUCCCCGUCUGCGCCCCGUUCCUCUCCUCCACGCCCAUGAUGGCCCAGCCCUCCCCGCCCCAGACGCCGCCCCCCUCGCCCCAGUCGCCCCUGCAGGCCCUGCUCCCGCCGCAGCUCCAGGCCGAGCAGCACACACUGUGAACAGCGGGCCGGGUCAGGAAGAAAGGCCUCCGUUCCGAUGACACACAGGACGAGAGUGGGAAGCGGAUCCUCCCUGGCGUCUGUCGGCCCGCCCUCGCCUCCGCCGUUGGGCUUCAGACUUGUGUUGGGCCGAGCAGCGGCGGGCUGGCGCCUUGGACCCCCCUCUGCAGCCUUGCUCGGCCUCGGGGCUGGCACAGGAGGGCACCCCGGGGCUACAAGCAGGAGGAGAGUCUGGACCCCUUUCCCAGGCAGCGUCCAUUCCAUCAGGAUCGACUCGGACCCAAGCAAGCGAGGCAGGUUUAAGCCCAGUCGGGGUGUUGGACCCCCCCUUCCUCGGCCUCAAUCCGUGCCUGGACAGAGAGGACUGUGAAGCAAGAGGGGGGCUCCUUCCCUCCCCCCUCCCCCCAAGCACAUUCCAGGAACAAUGGAGGCCUAUCCUGCAGUGCUGGACAUCUCACCUCUGUUUGGGGACCGUCUCUUUCCUUCAGACCAAUUUAGCCCAUCCCCAGUAGUAGCCCAGACAAGCUGGAUCCACUCAACUCAAGCAAAGGCUGGAAUGUCACGUCCUCUUGACCCAAAAGUCUCGGAAUAGGGAGGAAGAAGAGUCCGGACCGUUCGCGGCUGGCAGAGUUUCCCGGGCAGUGACGCCGCAGGGCCGCCCUGCUGGCUGUGCUGUCCCCCUACGACAAAUCAUGGCAUCCCUCUCACCCCCUUCUUCCCCCCCCCCCCGCCUCCCUGCCUCCCCUCCUCCCUCGCCUGCCCUGGAAGGAUAUGGGUGUUAGCACUUAGCAGAGGAGAGAAAGAGAGGAGCAGAAGGAAGGCUCACAUCCACUUGCAAAGCAGAUUGCGGUUUUGCUGUCGGGCCUGGGGUUGGACUCCUUUGGAACACUACGUUGACAGAAACACUGUUGUUGGUUGUGUGCGUGUGUGUGCGUGCGUGUGUGUGCCUGGUUGGAAGCAAGUGGGGAGAAGAGGUGAUGGGGGGGGGGGGAGAAGCAUUGCUAGCAAAGAGAGAGCAGCGCUAGCCUGCAAACCUCCCUUCCUUUCACCCCCUAGAAAUUGGAAAAAGGCAAGAGUGGCGUAUUGGAAAGGCCGCUUCGCUUGAGUCUCUCAGAGGAGACUGGAAAAAAGAUGGGCAAAAAGAGGGUUGAAGGGGGGGGGGACUAAGGGGGUUGUUUCUGGCUGCUUCGGUGCAGGAGCUCUGAGCCAGCUCCUUGGGGCAGCCCAGGCUUCACUGCCCCACCAGGAAGAUGGCAGCCCUGCGGGGGGGACGCGGGGCCGAUGGGAAAGGCUUCAAACCCCUGAGCAGAGCCCUGCCCCUGUGCCCCCUUCAGCGCCAUCCCCUUCCUGGGCGCCAGGCCAGUGGAUGGCCCAGGGGCAGCUUCUCCCUUGCCCUGGAAGCCUUCGGCGGGCCCCGUCAGCCCUUCCCCCGGGGGCCUCCCCCUCCUCCCCAAAGGGGUUCGCGCAAAGCCAGCUUCCUGGUUGGGGAGGCGCCGCAGAUGAACCCCUCGGGAGAACCGGUCAGGGUUUCUGCACCGGGUACGUGAAGGGGAUUGUGUAUCAGCAGUGCCUGGUAAACUGCCCUGUUUGUGUCUCUGUCUGGCUGUUUGUGUGUGUGUGUGUGAGCGUGCAAGAGGGAGCGGGGUAUAUUCUCAUCAAUGGGGCAGUUUGAACUGGACUUUCCACGGUACCACUGGGAGGACAGGGGAGCGAUCCCUAUGCCAUCCUCACCAUCUUUUCGCACUUUAAAAUGAAACCUGUGGUUUAUUGCUGUUUUUAAGCCUUUCGAGGAUAUUUGUGUUACAUUCGUUGGGUGGGAGUGAAAUUCCGGUCCUUCUCCCACCCUCUCCAUCCCCCCUCCCCCCCAAACUUCUCUUCCACUUCCAUUCUGCUUCCUGGUAUCCAGAGCCCCUCUUCCUUCCCCUCCCUCCCCCCCCUCUCUCUCUUCCUCCCUCUCUCUCUCUCUCUCUCUCUCUCUCUCUCUCUCUCUUAUAAAUAAGCUGAAUUAUGUACUCCUUAUUUUAGAACCACAUUUAAAAGUUGUAUCUGUGUCAGAAUCGUGUGCUUUAAAAGCCCCUCUUUGCAAGCGUUCCUCGUUUUUUAUAACUCUCACCGCCUUUUGUGUAAAUAAUAGAAAGGGUUUGUUUUCCACUCUGACAAGGAACAUGGCAUCAGCCCCCCCUCCUCCAUUAUGCAUGCGCCAUGUGAACCAAACACACAGACGGGGAGGGGGGGGACCGAAAGCUUGUAGGAAGGAGGCCGAGAAGGCUGGAAAAAUUCCCUUCUGACCUUUUUUUCCUGGGCGGGAAAAAAUAAAUGGAAAUCCCACCUGAGCUGCAGUCUUUGGGCUGUUGACCCAAAUGGGGGGCUGGUGUGGGACGCCGUUUCCCACCUGGGACGGGGCUUCUGUUCAGCACGCGUUGAGUGCCGCUGUGCCUUCUUUGUGAGUGUGCUAAAAAAUCUCUCUUUUAACAAUUGCUAGUAACUCCUGCAGUUAGGGAGGGCAGCCUCCCUUAAUCUCGUGUUCAGCCUCUAGCUGGGCCGUGGGGACAGGGCUUGCCCCGAGGCCCCUGGCUUCGGCCCCCAGCCUGGGAGACCAGGGCUUGAGCUUGGAGAAAGGGCCAGCUUGUGGCCUCUGUUGCUGGCCUUAAGAUCGGGAAAGGGGUCAGUUUUCCAGGCCUCUCAACCAAGAUGGGAGCAUUUCUGCAGAGUUGCAGUGGCUUCCCUCGCCCGUCGCCAUUCCCUCUUCUGGGACCAGUUGGCAUUGGGUGGCCCUUACAUUGGGCCAGGUGCCUCCAAACAACCUACCUACCUUUUGGAUUUCCUGGGGCUUUUUUUUUUUUUUUUUGGGCAGCACAUCUCCCGAGCAGCCCCGUCCCUUUGCACAUGCCGGAGGCGAUGUCCAUUCAUCGUCCUGUGGAUUUUCCCCAGUCCAGACGAAGGGGCCGUCAUCGAGACAGCGGCAGCAUUUAUGCAUCCCAUCAUGUGCGCUGGACAAUUCCCCGUGGGCUUUUAAUGGACACGCCCCGCCACUGCGGCCUUGCUCCCUUCCAGCGCACUGCUGGGCAGCCAGAGGCCCAGCAGGUUGGUGGCUCUCCUUUUCUUAUGAAGACACCCCCCCCCCAUUUCCCCCUUCCCAGUGAAAAACCAGAGGCAUUUUGAGGCUCUCCAGCUCUGGUUCCUGGGAGCCUCCCGUUCGGUCGCCCCCGUGCAGAGUCGGGGGCUGGCGUACAUUUUUAAAGCCUCGUCUCAAAGUAAAGUACUGAAUUGCUCAUCUGGAUCGUUUUGUCGGUGACUUAGCAGUGGCGUUCAAAAUCUGGCUUAGCUUUUCUUUUAAAUUUCCUACAAUGGGAUUCACUUCUGGCUUUGGUUUCGCCCUUUGUUUGUUCUCUAACCAGCCGGUGGCUUCCCCUAACGUGGCAGGUUAGUUUGUCUUCAGCUCAUCUGGUCAGUAUUCUUUAGUGGUCCCAUUGUGGGGGUUCAUUGCCCCUCGCUGCCCCCUCUCGAUAGGUCCUAGUCUAACUGUUACGUUUAAUCCCCUCCCUCCCCUUUCAGUAAAAUGGAAAUACAAUAGAAAUAUUGUAUUCUAAAUGUAGUUUAAAGCAAGGCAUAAGUUAUUGUUUAAAAUAAUCUUAAUUUUUUCCUGUGUAUAUUAAAAAAAGAAAAAGCCACAUCCAUUUCUCAAAUUGUAUGGAAAUAAAACUUUGGAAAAGUUAGGUUUAGUUCUGCCCUCCACUUUUUGUUUUGUUUGGUUUUGUUUUUUUUCCUGGUACUUGUAUUUCCACAUUGUAAAAUUAUCUCUAUGUUGGAUUAACAUUUUAAUUGAAGAAGACAAUGAUGAAUGGUGAUAAAACGUGGUAGUAGUUCCAGCUAAACCUGUGCCCAAAACACUCUUCAGAAAAAGCAAGCAAAAAUUACCGAAAAGACCUGUAUGUAAAAAGAAAAAGAAAAAAAAAGUAUAAUGGUUAUUUCUCUGUAUUUUUAGGAGCCUAACGACAUCCUUUAGUUAUUGGUGAUAGACUAUAUUUCCUUUUUAUGCUUCUAUUAAGGACGUUUUUAACUCUUUGUGGUUCUUUCUCUUCCCCCACUCCCCCCUCAGCCCAUCCAAUUAGUGCAUGAAAUUGUUGAAGUCUCUGGGCAAACAACGAAAAGCCCCCUUUUUUGCUGAAUUUAAACAGGAAAAAAAAUCAUGUUAUUUGCUACAGAAUAUUGUAUGUGUCUCAAUGGGAAUGGUGUAAAAACUUAAAGGCCUUAUGUGAUAUGUAUCAUAGUUAAUAAAUCAAUCUUGUUAAAAAAAA
Messenger RNA from Crotalus tigris (Tiger rattlesnake), 9424 nucleotides. It is a transcript of the gene ARHGAP35, whose product is annotated as Rho GTPase activating protein 35. NCBI's taxonomy places the organism in Eukaryota, Metazoa, Chordata, Lepidosauria, Squamata, Viperidae. The transcript is spliced from 7 exons. Gene Ontology annotation, biological process: signal transduction. The record is from RefSeq and is a predicted model, not a curated record. Bases 612 to 5126 code for a protein of 1504 amino acids. Gene Ontology annotation, molecular function: GTP binding; GTPase activity.